CACAGUCAAACAACCAUAACUUGUCGGACAUUGAAAUCAACACAUAGCUUUGGCUUGCGCAUUCACGCGUCACUUUCCAAACAAUACUUUCAACCCUGCAGCUCAAGGACAAAUUUAAAUGUCCUAAGCUGCCUGCAGGCCUGAUCGAUGACCUCGCCCAGAUGACAGCCAGUCCUCCACAAUCAUGGGACAAGGCUUCUCCCUCACGACGCUCAACGCGGGCUCCGCCGGCAUCGACGUUCCAGAGCUGUCAGACUUGGUGUAUGAAAAGUCUAUGGGCACUACGCGAUUUAUGAAAAGUAUCCGAGCCCGGCAUCAGGAUGGAGUUGUACUGGUUAAGGUGUUCAUCAAGCCCUAUGCCAUGAAACUUGAGAAGUAUAAGCAUGAAAUAAUUCAGGAAAGAAAGGCUUUGGCGGAUGUCCCAAAUGCUCUUGCAUAUCAGCGAAUCGUGGAAAGCGAAACGAAUGGCUACGUCGUCCGACAAUACUUGUACAGCUCCCUAUACGAUCGCAUGAGUACCCGACCAUUCUUAGAAGAUAUCGAGAAGAAAUGGCUUGCAUUUCAGUUACUUUGUGCGCUCCGCGACUGCCAUGCGCGAGAAGUAUUCCAUGGCGAUAUCAAGACGGAGAAUACUUUGGUCACUUCCUGGAACUGGUUAUAUCUGUCGGACUUCUCUGCAUCAUUCAAGCCUACAACUUUACCGGAGGAUAAUCCUGCAGAUUUCUCAUAUUUCUUCGAUACGGCAGGACGACGGACAUGUUAUUUGGCACCCGAACGUUUUCUAGCUGCUGGAGAGGAGCCAGAUCCGAAGGCUCAGGUCACUUGGGCUAUGGAUGUGUUCAGUGCUGGAUGUGUGAUUGCAGAAUUGUUCUUGGAGGCCCCAAUCUUCAAUCUCAGUCAACUAUUCAAGUACCGAAGAAAGGAAUAUGAUCCAGUCUCGGCUCAUUUAAAUCGCAUAGCAGACACAGAUGUACGCGAAAUGGUUGCAAGCAUGAUCCAGCUGAACCCCGAGUCCAGAUAUUCGGCAGAGGAGUAUCUCGACUUCUGGAGAAAGAAAGUCUUCCCAGACUACUUCUACAACUUCCUACACCAGUACAUGGCUCUGAUAACAGACCCAUCCUCUGGACGUAGGCCAAUAUCGGGAGCAUCGGCAAAUCUUGGAGAAGCCGAUGAACGAAUAGAUCGUAUCUACUACGAUUUCGACAAGAUCUCGUAUUUUCUUGGGUAUGAGAACGACAAAGAAGAAGAGAAGAAGACCCCGUACAGCGCUUCUGGCCUGCAGCUCUUCCCAGUCCAUCUUAAUAUCCCCAACAACGAUCAUCAGGCUGUUGUUCUCUCAAAAAGGCCGAGUGAUGAUGGUACCCUAAUAUUUCUCGCCUUGGUGGUUUCAUCCAUACGAAACACUGCUCGAGCGACGGCCAAAUUACGAGCCUGUGAUCUUCUGCUGGCUUUCUCAGAGAGACUGACAGAUGAAGCGAAGCUUGACAGAGUCUUACCAUACCUGGUCUCGCUCCUAAACGACAAGGCUGACAUUGUCAAAGUAGCUGCGGUGCGGACAUUGACACAGCUAAUGUCACUUGUCACUGUAGUCUCUCCUGUAAAUGCUCAUGUUUUCCCAGAGUACAUCUUGCCUCGGAUGCAAGUAUUCCUUCCCAACUCACCGUCUGAUCCCGGACCAUUGGUGCGAGCUACGUAUGCGGCCUGUCUUGGCAGCCUUGCCACUUCUGCUUCUCGUUUCCUAGACAUGGUAGCUACAUUGAGAGCGGAUGGGUCCCUGCCAACAGCCGAUCCAGAGACUGAGGAUGGUGGUCAUGUGGAUGCUGCAUUACAAGGUCUUUUCGACAACUCACGAGCGGAGCUGAUAGAGGUUUUCGCCAGCCAUACAAAAGCUCUGAUUACGGACAGUGAUUCUGCAGUCCGAAGGGCUUUCCUUGGAUCUGUUCCUGAGUUGUGCAUGUUCUUUGGAACCGCGGACUCAAACGACAUAAUCUUGAGUCACUUGAACACAUAUCUCAAUGAUCGAAACUGGAUGCUUAAAUGUGCUUUCUUCAAGACUAUUGUCGGCGUUGCGACCUUCCUUGGUGGGACAAGUCUAGAGGAGUUCAUUCUACCACUGAUGGUCCAAGCAUUGACAGACCCGGAAGAGUUCGUAGUGAGAAGCGUUUUGCACUCUCUCGCGAGCAUGGCACAACUUGGUCUCUUCCAACGAUCAAAGAUCUGGGAACUGGUUGAUGUGGUUGGUCGAUUCACAAUGCAUCCGAGCAUCUGGAUAAGAGAAGCAGCGGCAAUGUUCAUUUCUUCUGCUACCAUUUUCCUGUCUAUCGCCGAUACUCAAUGUAUCAUCCAGCCACUGGUCAGCCCUUACUUGAAGACAUCUAUAAAGGACUUCUCCGAGCUCGGGUUACUCGACAACUUGAAGAAGCCACUAUCUCGCGCCGUGCUAGAUCUUUCGGUUACUUGGGCCACUAAGGUGGACCGUGGACUGUUUUGGAAGCCAGUGCAUCAACUACGGACUUUCUCUUUUGACUCUAAUUCUCUUGUCAUACCAACAAUCUCAAGUAAAGAGUUAGGUCAUCAUGCUAUACAGAAGGUAUCGAGAAAUGAGGAAGAUGAGCAGUGGCUAUCGAAGCUGAGGAAUAUGGGACUAGGGCACGAAGACGACUUCAAACUGCUUGCUUUGAGGGAAUAUAUCUGGCGACUUGCUCUUUCGAAAGCUCGAGAGUCCUCACCCCAUCCCUCAUAUCUCAACAAUGUCAUCCAACUUCGAAGUAUAGGCAUUACUCCACAGACAGUCAUGUUUGACGACCAGCAGGUCAUGGAAGAGCCAAUCCGACGAGUAAGCAGUGCAGUUGAUGGUGGAGACAAAGUCCCACAUACCAUCGCCGAUGCUUUGUUGGAUGCUUCAAUGACCAUCGACGAUUCAAUCUCUCGACGUCGCCGCUCAGCCUUCAAUACUCACAAAGCCAGAAUUAUCAGCAGCCAAGUCAACGUACCCUCUGGACCAAAUAGGGGCGACGACCGUUCGCCAGUAUCUCCCUCAUCAGCAACUUCUACUUCUCCCAAAGAGAUAGAUCCUGCAUCUCGCCGGAAGUCAUCACUACGAGUUGGUGCUCCAAAUGGCAGGACUAGCGACGAUGAGGGAGGGUCUGUACCCGGGUCUGGAUCAAGUGUCAAUUCAAGGGAAAACCACCAUCGACUACGACACAAAGUCAGUGCCAUGAAUCUUAUGAACAGGACUGACUCUAUCAAGACUGUCGCCGAGACUGGCACUACUUCAGCAAAUGCCUUUGGUAAGGUAGAAGGUCCAUUCUCCCGACUUGCAGAACCCUCUGCCUUAGCUCUUGCAAAAGAUCAAGAUCAGGUGGGACAAGAUCAGAUAAGGUUUAGAGGCGCUCACACAUACCAAGGAAACGAUCCAAGUAUCCUGAAGAUGCUUGAUGCAAUGUAUGUUGACAACUAUCCAAAUGACAUCGCCGACUUUGGUCCGAUGAUCGCGCCCACUAGUCGACGUAAGACGAUCAACAAGAGCACAAAUCAAGCCAACGAUAGGCCUUGGAGACCGGAAGGUGGUCUGGUUGCAACAUUUUCGGAACAUACAGGCCCUGUACACCACAUUGCGGUGGCUCCAGAUCAUCUGUUUUUCCUUACAGGCGGUGAUGAUGGCUGUGUCAAAGUAUGGGACACUGGGAGGCUGGAGCGAAACAUCGCACAUCGUUCAAGGCAAACGCACAAACAGGGCACUGAUGCAAGCAUUACAGCGUUGUGCUUCGUUGAACACACUCACUCGUUUGUUAGUUGCGCAAGCGAUGGUAGCAUAAACGUGGUUCGCGUAGAAUGUGUUCCAGUGGCCGGCACGGUUAAGUACCUGAGACUCCGAGUAUUGCGCGAAUUUCAACUUCCCAAAGGCGAGAUGGCUAUCUGGGCGGAUCAUUUCAAGGUAGAAGCCAAUUCUACGUUGAUUGUCGCAACUAAUCGAUCUCGUGUUCUUGCUAUUGAUCUGCGGACAAUGACGAUUAUGUACACUCUGGAGAACCCAGUGCACCACGGAACUCCUACUUGCUUCGUGGUCGAUAGGAAGCGACAUUGGCUGCUUCUUGGUACUAGUCAUGGCGUCGUCGAUCUCUGGGAUAUAAGGUUCAAAGUUCGUCUGAAGGCAUGGGGAAUACCAGGCGCGACAGCUAUCUAUCGCAUGUGCUUACAUCCCACCAAAGGCAGAGGCAGGUGGGUCUGCAUCGCAGGCGGGAGUGGGCAAGGAGAAGUCACCGUCUGGGACGUCGAGAAGACACAAUGUCGGGAAGUCUAUCGCGCUGGGGGAAGUAGAGAUGGGCCAAAAGGAUAUGAUCCUUGGCCUGUCGAUGAAGAUCGACCGGAGGGCAUGCUUGGACGGUUUGCCACAGCUUUAGAGCCAAAUGCUUCUACCAACGCGGACCGUGGUGUGCGAGCCAUGAUUGUUGGAACAGACAAUCAUGAUGAUAGCCGAGAGUCCAAGUAUGGAUUCAUAAUAACAGGAGGCUCAGAUAAGAAGAUCCGGUUCUGGGAUGUUACUCGUGUGGAAAAUUCUAUGGUCGUGAGCGGACUUGAUGGAGAGGAGAUGAAGCCUACUUUCACCUCAGCACAUCCUACAGCUUCUCUAACACUCAACACAGAAAGGAUACCACGACCAGGCCCAACAGCUCCAAACGCAGGAGCCGGCUCACUUCGUUCGGCUUCGAGCAAAGGUUCCAGUAGCAGACCGCCAAGAUCAACCGUGAUCUCGCUUCAGCAACAACAAUUAUUGAAAUCGCAUUUGGACUCGAUCCUGGAUAUUGCUUUACUGGAGUCGCCCUAUGGAAUGAUGGUGUCGGUGGACAGGUCAGGCGUUGUAUUCAUCUUUCAAUAAAGGAUUUCAAGGCAUUUGCAAGGCGUCGAGCAAGGAAUGGGCAUAGGAAAUGCGGCGUCUGGUUAGAUACAGAAGUGGAAGACUUGAUUGCGAUAUUAAAUUAAUCAAGAAUAGUAACAUUCAAUGUGAAAG
Mollisia scopiformis is the source of this 5011-nucleotide messenger RNA. Its product is annotated as ARM repeat-containing protein. The record is from RefSeq and is a predicted model, not a curated record. Lineage: Eukaryota; Fungi; Ascomycota; Leotiomycetes; Helotiales; Mollisiaceae. The coding region runs from base 185 to 4879 and encodes 1564 amino acids. The transcript is spliced from 2 exons. Gene Ontology annotation, biological process: late endosome to vacuole transport; protein phosphorylation; macroautophagy. Gene Ontology annotation, molecular function: protein serine/threonine kinase activity; protein binding; ATP binding. Gene Ontology annotation, cellular component: phosphatidylinositol 3-kinase complex, class III, type I; late endosome; nucleus-vacuole junction.